Molecule: messenger RNA, 2701 nt
Organism: Gadus morhua (Atlantic cod)
Lineage: Eukaryota; Metazoa; Chordata; Actinopteri; Gadiformes; Gadidae
Gene: st3gal5
Product: ST3 beta-galactoside alpha-2,3-sialyltransferase 5
Exons: 8
Coding region: 194-1105 (303 amino acids)
Molecular function (GO): lactosylceramide alpha-2,3-sialyltransferase activity
Source: RefSeq, a predicted model, not a curated record
CUUUUAUUGUGGCAGCAGAGUAACGGAAGCGGGGCGGUAACGUCUGGUACGCGGCCAAUAGGCGGCCGCAUACCAAACGGAGCAGUUGAGGAUCGCUCAAAGGAUCAGAUGUGGUGGGUCGUCGAGGAGACCUGCAACGUUAAGAUCACACUGAGGGAGGGCUGCCUCGAUGUUCUGCUGAAACUGGGUCGCAAUGAGGUGGCCCAAGCGCCUGGGCUCCUACAGGCGGGUGUUGCUUCCUGUCGUGAUCUUGGGUUUCGUGAGUCUGGCGAUCGUCUCUCUUCCCUUAUUUGACACGGAAAGCCCCAAGCCUCUUAAGUUGCACGUCGACCCUGCACACCAACAGCGGGUCCACGAGUACGUGCAGAGCGUACUGCAACGGGAAUGUCGUCCCGGCAACGCCCGACGGAGCCUGCUUGACAGACUUCCUGCUUCUGGUCAUGUGACCCAGCCUUUCCUGGGGAGUGAUGCGCCGCUGCCCGAUGACCUCUUCCUCUUCCCGCCCCCCUUUGGGUUCAGAGGUCUGCGGGACAAGCUGGAAGACACGCUUAGGCUGCUGCCCCGCACCGAGCCGCCCCGGCCGCAACAGGGCCCUGGGGCGUGCCGCCGCUGUGUGGUCAUGGGAAAUGGAGGCAUUCUGAGAAACAUGGAGCUGGGCCCGCUUAUCGACCGCUUUGAUACCGUAAUCAGAUUAAACAGCGGGCCUCUGGGCGAGUUCAGCGGCGACGUGGGGAAUCGAACCAGCAUCAGGGUGAGCUACCCAGAGGGCACGCCACGCCAGUGGGUGGACCAUGACCCCCAGCCUCUGUUUGUGGCCGUGGUUUACAAGGCGGUCGACCUCAGCUGGCUGUCGGCCAUGAUCAACAAACACACCGUGGGUCUUUGGGACAGGCUGUUCUUCUGGCAGAAGGUUCCGGAUCGGAUCCCGCUGGAGCCUCAGCGGUUCAGACUGCUGAACCUGCAGUUGAUCCGAGAGACCGCCAUGGGCCUGCUGCAGUACCCCCCUCCCCAGAGCCGCCUCUGGGGAUUUGACCCGCCAAGGCAAGUUGACAAGGACCUUUCCCUCCGAGGCCUCCUUCACGUUCUCUGGGGUGGGAUCCAGUAACCUUACCGGAAAAGGUCCUGCUGUGUGAUCGAUCAAGCACAGCUGUUAGUGUAGAUGAGGCUAGACUUGGCAUGUCCCCGAAAGCAGAGGCCAUAUGAGGCCAUUCCUCCAACAAGAGCAGCUCUGCUUCAACACACUAAACGUGCUGCAUAUCAGGCAGCCUGCAUAUGGGGUCAAGAAACCCAGUGUCAGCCAGAAGCAGAGAGUCCUGCUGACUGGGGAUGGAAAAAGAUUGGUGAACAAUGGGGGUUAUUUUGGACAGCAAAUGCACCAGUUGCAAAAAGUUGUGAACAACUAGCCAAGUGUGGCUGCAAAUCAGAGUGCCGUGGAAGAUGCAAAUGUUUUAGAUUGGGGUUCACUUGCACAGAACUGUGCAAUUGCAAAUAUGAAUAAAAAAAUAAGUAGGGGAGGCAUUGGCUACCAUUUUUAACAGUCUUUAUUAUGACUCGACAGGGCACAACCUCUCAAUCUCAGGUUCGACAGUCUAAACAGAAGGCCUUUGAGCUGGUCAAAAUGUGAAUAGAACUUUUUAAAUAAAUUUUUAAAUCCUUCCUUUUAACUCAGUCCCAACAGAGAACACUAUUAAAGCAACACCCACCUUGAAAAAUGAAUCUUGCAUUUUUGCGAUUGCCCUUUUCUAAAAGUGUGCCCGUUAUUUUGCUAACAUGCAUGUGUGCAUCAGUGUACAUACUACCAAAAUGACGGCCAUCUUGGAAAAGGUCUCCAUCUUGAAUUUUUUAUUGGCCAUACAAUUUUUUCAAAAAGUGGCCUUAACAGAGGCCUAUUUUCUGUAUCACUAUUUGGAAAAAGUGGCAAUGAACAUAGGACAGGAAUUGCAGUCAUCUUGAAAAAUGGUUUCCAUCCUGAAUUUUUACUGGCCACCUCCAGUGGCCCUUCCUCUCUGUGGACUGCACCUUGCCGUGGUGGAGAGGCUUGUGUACUCCAAUGAACAGACAUAUGAUUAUUUGACAGAAAUGCUGGCCAUCUUGAAAAUGGUUGCCAUCCUGAAAUUUUGAGUGGCACAUACCGUUUUCCAAAAGAGUGUUCCUAGAAGAGUAUUUUAUGCCUAAUUGCAUGCUUGAAUCACAAUUUGAACAAUUUGAAUAAUUAAUAUUUGACAGGAACGGUGGCCAUCUUAAAAAUGGCGGCCACCUUGAAUUUUACUGGGACAAGCAUCUUUUUCCAUUAACAUGUCCUUUAGAUAGUAUUUGUAUCAAAUAUUGUGCUUGGAUCACUGUUUGAAUCAUUGAUAUAAUAAGCAUUGAAUAGCAAUGGCGGCCAUCUUGAAAAAUGGCCGCCAUAUUGAAUUUUUGAGUGGCCAACGGCUUUUUCCAAAAUAGUGGCCCUUAGAGAGUAUCUGUGCUAAAUUUCAUGCUUGUAUACCAAAGUGAACGAUUUUUUGACUAUUCUGCUCCACUACUGUUGGGAACAUGCAAUGAAGUUGAUAUUGUUAAUAUAGCAUAAACAUAUUUUUUGUUAGCAUAAAGAAGUGGAUUUGGCAUAUUUCAUCAACUCAUUCACCUUCAAGUUCACAAGCUCAUCUGUGAGCCGCUCCUCAUUCAUUUUUUCACCAUCAUUAAAGUUAUCAUCUCCAUC